AUGAAUUUAUUAUCAAUACAUAUACCUAAAUAAAUCAAAUUAUUAAAUUAGUUAUAAUGGAAAAUAAAUUUUAAUUUACGUAAUAAACUUUCGUAAAUUAUCAACAAUUUUUAUGUUAUUUUAUUGUUAUCUAACGAAAUGAUUCAAAUUUAUGAUUCUAAAUCACAUCAAGUGAUCGAAGACGGGGUCUGCCAAUUCUUACCGCUACUUAAGUUAAAAUGGAAUGAUAUUCAUUUAAAAACGAAUGUAUUUAGGUAUAAAAUUAUGAACUUACAGGAGAGAUUAGUAAAUGAAAAAUAUUUAUUACAGUUAAACCCAAAUCGGCAAAGCAAACGAAGAUAUCCAGAAGAAAUAAAUGAUAUAUGCCAACCAUUUGAUGAAAAGAGGUUUAAUUUUACAAAAGUUUCCAAAGAAGAAAUAUUAUUCACGUUUAAAGAAAAUGGUGAAGAGGACAACCAUGCUGUGCUUGUGAAUGUCAGUCCAAUAUCUAAAUAUCAUUCUCUUCUCUGCCCGUCUAUAUACAAAUGUCUACCACAAGUCAUCACUAAGGAAAGUUUGAAAUUGGUCAUUGAUUUAAUGCUAUUAGCUCAGGAUCGAAAUCUAAGAAUUGGAUUCAAUAGCUUGUGUGGUUUCGCAUCAGUGAAUCAUUUGCACUACCAUCUGUUUAUUGAGAAGCAAAAUCUUCCCGUGGAAAAUGAGAAAUGUAUAAAAAUAAAAGGACCACUGUUCAAGUUUGACGACAGCUACCCGGUAACAGCAUUUUGCUUCGAAGUAUAUCAUGGUUGUGAAAAUAUUGAUGAAAUAUUUAUAUUGUUGAAUCAUUUGCUUCGAAAAUCUAUUGCGCACAAUAUUAUGAUCACAAGAGGGGAUCCAAUUGAAGCUAGCUGUGACGUGAUCAGGGUGGUUGUAUGGCCGAGAAAGAGUAGCUUGGGGGCUAAACUGCUGCUGGCGUUCAAUGUUGCUGUUUGCGAAUUAAGUGGCUGGUUUCCUAUCUAUAAUACGGAAGACUUCAAAAAUCUCCAAGAAGAAAAUUUAGAAAACGAAUUGAGAAAGUGGAGGAUUGAUAAUUUUGAUGAAUUAUGCGAGGAAUUAAAAUUGUUGUAUUAAUUAUUCAUAUAUCGUUCUAAUCAUUAAAUAAGAGUGGUUGUACGGAAAGUAUUACACGAAAUAAACAAUCAUUUAC
Messenger RNA from Nymphalis io (European peacock), 1183 nucleotides. Its product is annotated as GDP-D-glucose phosphorylase 1. The transcript is spliced from 6 exons. Bases 139 to 1107 code for a protein of 322 amino acids. Lineage: Eukaryota; Metazoa; Arthropoda; Insecta; Lepidoptera; Nymphalidae. Gene Ontology annotation, biological process: glucose metabolic process. Gene Ontology annotation, cellular component: cytoplasm. The record is from RefSeq and is a predicted model, not a curated record. Gene Ontology annotation, molecular function: GDP-D-glucose phosphorylase activity.